Molecule: messenger RNA, 3452 nt
Organism: Telopea speciosissima
Lineage: Eukaryota; Viridiplantae; Streptophyta; Magnoliopsida; Proteales; Proteaceae
Product: DNA mismatch repair protein MSH3
Exons: 12
Coding region: 33-3431 (1132 amino acids)
Biological process (GO): mitotic recombination; mismatch repair
Cellular component (GO): nucleus
Molecular function (GO): ATP-dependent DNA damage sensor activity; mismatched DNA binding; ATP binding
Source: RefSeq, a predicted model, not a curated record
AGUGAAAAGAAAGAGAACGCAACGGAACGUCCAUGGGAAAGCAGAAGCAGCAGUUCAUUUCCCGCUUUUUCGCUCCCAAGCCGAAAAAUGCUUCUUCUCCAUCUUCUUCUUCACCCUCUGUUCCUUCCCCUAACCCAAACCCACCAACUCCUCCCCCUAAAGUCUCCGCCACAGUCUCCUUCUCCCCCGCCAAACGAAUUCGAUCUUCCAAACUCGCUUCACCCAAAAACUUAACAAACUCUCAACUACAGAACCCCUCCAAGAAGCCAAAACUCUCUCCACACACUCAAAACCCUAUCCCUCCUCUCCCUAACCCAUCCCUCCACCAAAAAUUCAUCCAAAAGCUACUUGAACCCUCUACUUCGUCUCCGCAGACAGCAAAACCUCCUCCACCCAACCUCAAAUACACUCCUUUAGAGCAGCAAGUCGUUGAUCUUAAAGCCAAGUAUCCUGAUGUUCUCUUAAUGAUCGAAGUCGGAUACAAGUACAGAUUUUUCGGCGAAGAUGCUGAGAUUGCUGCUAGGGUUCUGGGGAUUUAUGCACAUGUUGAUCAUAAUUUCUUGACAGCGAGCAUUCCAACGUUUCGGCUCAAUGUUCAUGUAAGGAGACUUGUCAGUGUUGGGUACAAAGUCGGUGUAGUUAAGCAGACCGAGACUGCAGCUAUCAAGGCUCACGGGACUAAUCGGUUGGGGCCCUUCUGUCGUGGGCUUUCGGCUUUGUACACGAAGGCGACGAUUGAAGCAGCAGAGGAUGUUGGCGGAGGCGAGGAGGGUUGUGGGUCUAGUAGUAAUUAUUUGCUUUGCGUUGUUGAGAAGGGAGUUUUGGUUGAGAACGAGGAUUGUGGUGUGGAGAGUGGCUUUGAUGUCAGAAUUGGGCUUAUUGCUGUGGAAAUAUCUACUGGGGAUGUUGUUCAUGGGGAGUUCAACGAUAAUGUUAUGAGAUCAGGGCUUGAAUCUGUGGUUUUGAGCUUGUCUCCUGCUGAGAUACUUAUUGGGGAUCCUCUUUCUAGACAAACAGAGAAGUUGCUGUUGGCUUAUGCUGGGCCUGCAUCCAAUGUUCGAGUUGAGCGUGCAUCACGCAACUGCUUCUGUGAUGGUGGGGCACUCGCUGAGGUCAUGUCUUUAUAUGAGAAGACAGGGGACGAUGCUACAGUGGAUUAUCAAGAGCAAAAUUCAGACGCUACAGAACGGGAAAAUAAUUGGCUGGGGAUUGAGGGAAUCAUUUCAAUGCCAGAGUUGGCUGUCCAAGCAUUGGCCUUAACCAUUCGUCAUCUAAAGCAAUUUGGUUUAGAAAGGAUUCUGUGCCUGGGUGCUUCAUUUCGGCCUUUCUCUACUAACAUGGAAAUGUCUCUAUCGGCCAAUGCCCUCCAACAACUAGAGGUGUUGAAGAAUAAUUCUGAUGGGUCUGAGACUGGAUCUUUACUACAGUUAAUGAAUCACACUCUUACCAUAUUUGGUUCAAGGCUUCUUAGACACUGGGUAACCCAUCCUUUGUGUGAUAGAAGCUCAAUAUAUGCACGUCUAAAUGCUGUUUCUGAGAUUGCAGACUCAAUAGGACUGUGUAGAGCUCCAGAGAGUUUUGAUGGACCUUAUGAGAAAGAUUCAUGUGUGACUGCACGAUGUAAGGUUAUCUAUUUGUUAUCUUCAGUUUUAACAACUUUAGGAAGGUCACCUGAUAUUCAGCGUGGGAUUACAAGAAUUUUCCAUCAGACUGCCACUGCAUCUGAGUUUGUUUCAGUCAUGCAUGCUAUUUUAGAUGCUGGAAAACAAUUUCAGCAACUCAAUAUUGAAGAAGAGGACUACAACGGGAGAGUGGAGGAGCAGGCUGUGCAUUCAGCUCUAUUGAGAAGGUUGAUUUUGACAGUCUCAUCAUCCACUGUUAUUGGUCAUGCUGCUAAGCUUCUUGCUGUUCUUAACAAAGAUGCAGCUGAUCAAGGGGAUUUGGAGAACUUAUUUAAUGUUUCUAAUGGACAAUUCCCAGAGGUCACCAGAGCCCAGACGUCAUUUCAAAUUGCAAAGGAGAAGUUGGAUUUAUUAAUUGGUCUUUACCGGAAACAGCUUGGGAUGCACAAUUUGGAAUUCAUGAGUGUGUCAGGAUCCACGCACCUAGUAGAGCUGCCGUCAAAUGUAAAGGUUCCAUUAAAUUGGAUUAAGGUCAACAGUACUAAAAAGACAGUUCGUUAUCACCCUCCUGAAGUUUUGACUGCUUUAGACCGGUUAUCACUUGCCAAAGAGGAACUUGCUGUUGCUUGUCGGGCUGCAUGGGAUAGUUUCUUAAUGGGUUUUGGUAAAUAUUAUCCUGAAUUUCAAGCUGCUGUACAAGCCCUAGCUGCUUUGGACUGUCUGCAUUCACUUGCCAUCCUUUCGAGAAAUAAGAAUUAUGUCUGUCCAACUUUUGUGGAUGAUGACGAACCUGUCCAAAUACAUAUUCGUUCUGGUCGCCAUCCAGUUCUGGAGGCAAUAUUACAAGAUAAUUUUGUCCCGAACGACACUGAUUUGCAUGCAGAUAGAGAGUAUUGUCAGAUUGUUACUGGUCCAAACAUGGGUGGAAAGAGUUGUUAUAUCCGCCAGGUUGCUCUCAUAGCUAUCAUGGCUCAGGUUGGUUCCUUUGUACCAGCGUCGUCAGUAAAGUUGCAUGUGUUAGACGGAAUUUACACCCGAAUGGGGGCAUCUGACAAUAUUCAGCAAGGAAGGAGCACUUUUUUAGAGGAACUGAGUGAGGCUUCUUAUAUAUUCCACAAUUGCACAUCACGUUCACUGGUGAUCAUUGAUGAACUUGGGCGAGGCACAAGUACGCAUGAUGGCAUUGCAAUUGCUUAUGCAAUAUUGCACCACCUUGUGGCACAGAAAAGAUGCAUGGUCCUCUUUGUGACUCACUACCCUAAAAUUGUGGAUAUCAAGGAUGAAUUUCCAGGCUCAGUUGGGUCAUGCCAUGUUUCAUAUCUAACAUCACAGAAGACAGUGGAAAUUGCAGAUUCGAAAUCAGAUCAGAACGUUGAGGAUCUUGACCAAGGCAAUCUCACUUUCCUUUAUAAGGUUGUACCUGGCACAUCAGACAAGAGUUUUGGUCUUAAUGUUGCCAGGCUCGCUCAGUUACCUUAUCUGUGUAUCUCACGAGCUGCUGUCAUGGCUGCAAAGUUGGAAGAAGUGGUAAGCACCCGAAUGGCACAUAAAUUGUUGCUGGGCACACCAUCUGUUCAUGAAGAACUUGUAGCACAUGAAAAUUUCUUCGCAUCCAACUACUGUUCGAAUGGAAAUGGAUUUUCUGCUUGUUCUUCAAUGGAUGGGAUGGAGGGCUUGGAAGAAUUGGCUGAUCUUUAUCAUAAAUUCUUUAUUGAAUUGAAAUCUGCGGUAGCUGAGGUGGCCUCUGAGAAUUGUUACCAAUCUUUGAAGCGUGCUAGAAUCAUUGCUUUGAGUAUAUUAAACAGGUAAAAUUGUUAUUUUCCUCGGAAU